This is a messenger RNA of Aspergillus oryzae RIB40, 390 nucleotides long. RefSeq lists its product as uncharacterized. NCBI's taxonomy places the organism in Eukaryota, Fungi, Ascomycota, Eurotiomycetes, Eurotiales, Aspergillaceae. The transcript has 3 exons. The record is from RefSeq and is a predicted model, not a curated record. Gene Ontology annotation, molecular function: flavin adenine dinucleotide binding; oxidoreductase activity. Bases 1 to 390 code for a protein of 129 amino acids.
AUGCCUAAGAGUGUACAUGUACCAUCGCUGGACUCAGUCAUAUAUACUCGGUCUCCACAUUUCGUACUUGAGAUAGGAGCCAUUGUCGAAACACCACAUCUGUUGCCCGAUGCAAUUAAGUGGGGCCAAUCAUUCUAUAACGCUGUCCACAAGACGGACCUGGCAAACAUUAUGCCUUCAACAUAUCUUCCCUUAACUGGCCCAGAGAAGGUCGAUAUGGGAGCAAUCUACGGGCCUAACCUUGAGGUCCUGAGGGACAUCAAACAGCGCUAUGAUCCACGGGACGUUUUCAGGCAUGCGCUAGUAAAGCUCUUACGCGGUGCACUCGAGGGUAGUUCCGUUGGAGGAGUUUUAAACACUAUUGCCGGUGCUAAAUUAGGUGAUGAUUAG